Molecule: messenger RNA, 402 nt
Organism: Arachis duranensis
Lineage: Eukaryota; Viridiplantae; Streptophyta; Magnoliopsida; Fabales; Fabaceae
Exons: 1
Coding region: 1-402 (133 amino acids)
Source: RefSeq, a predicted model, not a curated record
AUGAAAGCUAAAGUUCCAAAGGACUUCAAAGCUCCUUACAUGACCUCGUACGAUGGUAUUCACCUCAGCAACUUUAGGAGCCAGAUGUACCUCACGGAUGCCUCAGACGUGACCCGUUGCAAAGCCUUCCCGACCACCUUGACCAAGGCGGCCAUAAAAUGGUUCGACAGCCUGCCACCAAGAUCGAUCACAAGCUUCGAUGACCUCGCCAAGAAGUUCCUCGCCAUAUUCUCUAUUCAGAAGGACAAAGCAAAACAUGCUCCAAGGCUGCUAGGGUUUAAACAAGGAGAUCAGGAGAGCCUCCGUAGCUAUAUGGAAAGAUUCAAUAAAGCAUGCCUUGACAUACAGAAUCUACCUACAGAAGCGGCCAUUAUGGGACUCAUCAACGGCCUACGAGAAUGA